ACUAGAAACUUGUGCCAAGAACAGGCCACCCGAAGUCGACCUUUGGUGAAGACUGGUGUUACGAUCCCAGUUGAUCCGAAUCCUUUUGUGUCUCCCUGAAAAGGUGAAUGCAUUCAUAACACUGGACCCUCUCCAAAGAGUUGUUUUCGCUUCCAGAUUACUCCAAAAGAUAAACUGCACAAAUUCGGUUCAAUAAUCGGAAGCAACCCCUUUAAGGUCCCAAUCGGUGACCCUGAUGACAUGCCUGCAUACUUGCGAGGUGACACGUGCACGCAAGUGCAUGUAGCUGGGCCACUUUUCUGGAAACGCGUAGGGACUUUUCCGCCUUGUCAACGAUUUCUUCAGAACCGCAACAUCUCCAUACCUAUAUAUAAACACCGAAUUCGCCCAUCGACCAUUUGCCUUGUAAAAGCAGUCUUCGACUUCCCCUGCAAGAGUUUACUUUUGACCAGAACUUAACGUUUGUGGAGUUGUAGAAUGGCGUCGUUCAGAUCAUUUGGACUUGCCUUCUGUGUUUUCGCUCUCGGCCUGUGCGGUGCUCGUGGAGUUGAAACAGAGAUAGUUGUGGUGAAUGGCACCGUAGCAGGAACCGGUAACCUUGAGGCCGAGAAGGGGGAUAACAUCACGCUGAGAUGUGAGGUCCGAGGUUUGGCGCAAGGAGACUCAAUCGUCUGGCAGUAUGACUUACAAGAUUUAACAACGAACGGUCGAAUUGAGGUUACACCGCAGGCACUACCGAGUAGAGUAGACCAUUCCUUAGACGAUGCUCUCGUCUUGACUAUUUCCCACGUCAGUGUCAGAGACGACGGAACGUACGUGUGCCUAGUCCGGCGACCCAGCUUUGAGAACCCUGUAGGCCUAAUAGACGCAGAUCAAUUAACAUUGAAAGUGUAUUCCUUUCCGGAUGACAGGAAUCCAGCGUGCGCGCCCAACGGGCCCCUGACCGUGUCCAUCGGUGAAAAGACAACGCUGACUUGCUCAACGAUCAGAGGACAGCCGACAGUAAACCUAACAAUCUCUUCUAUGGGCUCUGCACCCUCAUCUUUGGUUUGGUCCAGAAAUGGAAAUGGAGACCGAAUCUCACAGAGUGCUAACUGGACCGCCAACGUAUCCCAAGAUGAAUUGGUUUUCAUCUGCGAAAUCACCAGCUCUCGCUAUCCAGAUGAACGACGGAAUUGCACAAUGGGUCCCAUCCGCGUUGAGCAGAGCCCCAACCCGACCACACCGCAACCCGGUCCCACUGACAUGACUAACACAGUCCAAGAGACAGUAAUGCAAACUAGUAGCGCUACCCCGCCAACGUCUGGUCCAGCGACCACUUCACCGAGGCACCUCACAACCACAGCCGGCAGCUCUAGCACACGUCAAUCUGCUACCAAGGAGAGGGAUAAGACAGUACCGACCGAGUCUUCCUUCCCACGGAGGCCUGCGACCCUUCUUUCCCCCUCCUCGCUUAGUGGCAUGUCUGACGAACCCCACGAGCUGACAUCUACCGAACCACUGGGGGUGAACGCGGAGUCAGCGCUCCCCUGGCUGGUCGCUUUUGCCGUGGUCACUUUCCUCCUCAUCCUUUCCCUGGUCGCCAUUGUCAUGCUGUGCUUGAAGAUAAGGCACAUGAGGGGAUUCAACUGGACCGUAAGAACGGACGCGUUGAUGAGCAGGAGUCAACAUGAAAAACAAAAGGCUGCGAUAAAUGGUACCGUUAACGGCGCCUUCCAUGAAAUACCACUAAAUAACGUUUGAAAAGGGUAACUGUAAACCUCCACCAUUCACUGCUGAAACAACUCUGGGGAUAGGCCACCGGCGGUUUGUUUUUCGCAUAGGCUGAGUUCGGUCGGCUUGUUCUCGUAUGUUCACGAACAGCUCGAUUUGUUAUCCGUGGGUCGGGAGCUCGAACGCCGGGAACGAACA
Acanthaster planci (crown-of-thorns starfish) is the source of this 1911-nucleotide messenger RNA. RefSeq lists its product as uncharacterized. NCBI's taxonomy places the organism in Eukaryota, Metazoa, Echinodermata, Asteroidea, Valvatida, Acanthasteridae. The record is from RefSeq and is a predicted model, not a curated record.